AUGAAACGAGGAGACACGCCUUUUUCAAAACAGUCGAGCGCUUGUUUGGGAACAAACAUGCCUCGACAGUUCUGCAAGGUAACUCUGAGUGAGGUGGAGGAGGCGAAGCAGAUACUAGCAGAGCGAGUGCACGCCUCAGUGCUAAAAGAAGAAGACAACAAGGAUGCCUUGUCAAUGUUCACAGUGCCUGAGGACUGCCCCAUCGGUCUGCAGCAAGCCAAAAACCAUGAACUUCUUAAGGACCUGGCAGAGCAACAGUCAGAGGAGACUUCCAAAAGGAGAAAAAGUUUCAUGUUGAUUCGCUCCCAGUCGCUGUCCACGCAAAUCCCAGUGGCUACAGACGGCUCAGUUUCAGGGACCUUUACACCAUUAAUGUCCACCAGUUCCACCUUCUCUUCAGGGUCAGAAAACUGUCCUGACUUCCAGAGGGUCACUAUUAGUGGUGAUUAUUGUGCAGGGAUCCCCGUGGAAGACUACGAGCAAGCUGCCAAAAGUCUGUUUAAUGCACUGCUGCUUCGAGAAAAGUACUCCAAACUGGCCUAUCACAGAUUCUGUAGAACUACAAGUCAGUUUCUGCGCAGUGCUGAGAACACGAGUUGGAAUGAAGAAGAUGAGGUUCUACCAGACAUGUGCCCAUGUCCUGCAGAAGGCGAGGAUCCUUACAGUGAGGAGAACAUCCCAAAACAUCUCAACUACGAGCUGAAGAUGAAGGAUGGGAUUGUGCAUGUAUACGAAAGUUCAGAGGCUCUCAGAAAAGACUGUCCGCUCCAUCUUCCUUACCCAGACUUGGAGACAUUUGCCAUCGAUCUAAACCAGGUGCUGGCUAUGAUUGCUGACGGACCCACAAAAACCUACUGCCACAGAAGACUGAACUUCUUGAGCUCAAAGUUCUACCUCCACGAAAUGCUCAAUGAGAUGGCCGAGCUGAAGGAACUGAAAAGUGUUCCUCACAGAGACUUUUACAACGUCAGGAAGGUGGACACGCACAUUCAUGCAGCUGCAUGCAUGUCUCAGAAACACCUGCUCACUUUCAUUCAGAAAACGUACAAGACUGACGCAGAGCGAGUCGUCUUCGAGAAGAACGGACAGAAGAUGAGUCUCCAGCAGGUUUUCCAGAGCCUCAACAUGGACAUAUAUGACCUCACUGUGGACUCACUGGAUGUUCAUGCUGGGAGGCAAACCUUUCACCGCUUUGACAAGUUCAACUCAAAGUAUAACCCAGUGGGUGCCAGCGAGCUCCGAGAACUCUUCCUGAAAACAGACAACAACAUUAACGGAGAAUAUUUUGCUCGGAUCAUAAAGGAGGUGGCUCAUGAUUUGGAGGAGAGUAAGUAUCAGCAUGCAGAGCCGAGACUGUCCAUCUACGGAUGCUCUCCUGACGAGUGGGAAAAUCUUGCAAAGUGGUUCAUUCAGCACAAACUGCACUCGCCAAACAUGAAAUGGAUGAUCCAAGUGCCCAGAAUAUAUGAUAUCUUCAAGUCCAAGAAACUGGUACCUAAUUUUGCCAAGAUCCUGGAGAACAUCUUCCUCCCUCUGUUCGAGGCGUCUGUGAACCCACAGAAGCACAAAGAACUCCAUAUCUUCCUCAAAUAUGUGUCAGGCUUCGACAGCGUAGAUGAUGAGUCCAAACACAGCACCCACAUGUUCUCCUUUCGGAGUCCGAAGCCCGAACAGUGGGCCACAGAUGACAACCCCCCCUACAGCUACUACCUCUUCUAUAUGUACGCAAACAUCAUGGUGCUCAACAACCUCAGAAAGGAGCUGAGAUUGAGCACCUUCCAGUUUCGCCCUCACUGCGGAGAAGCUGGAUCAAUAACUCAUCUGGUCUCCGCUUUUCUCACCGCCGACAACAUCUCACAUGGACUCAACUUGAAGAAGAGUCCUGUGCUGCAGUACCUGUACUACCUGGCCCAGGUGCCAAUUGCAAUGUCUCCUCUGAGCAACAACAGCCUUUUCCUGGAAUACUCUAAAAAUCCCCUCAAAGAGUUCCUCCACAAAGGUCUAUGUGUGUCCUUGUCCACAGAUGAUCCCAUGCAGUUCCACUAUACCAAGGAACCACUGAUGGAGGAGUAUGCUAUAGCAGCUCAGCUGUGGAAGCUCAGCACCUGUGAUGUUUGUGAAAUAGCCCGGAACAGCGUGCUGCAAAGUGGACUGAGUCACCAGGAAAAGAAAUGUUUUUUGGGAGCAAAUUAUCUGAAAGAAGGUUACGAAGGCAAUGACAUCCGUCGGACCAAUGUUGCCCAGAUCCGCAUGGCCUACAGACAAGAGACGCUGUGCAACGAACUCAGCUUCAUCGUGGACGCUGUGCAGUCUGAGACUAUUCUUUCUCAUUAGGACAACUAA
Messenger RNA from Nematolebias whitei (Rio pearlfish), 2343 nucleotides. It is a transcript of the gene ampd3a, whose product is annotated as adenosine monophosphate deaminase 3a. The transcript is spliced from 15 exons. Gene Ontology annotation, cellular component: cytosol. The coding region runs from base 1 to 2334 and encodes 777 amino acids. Gene Ontology annotation, biological process: AMP metabolic process; IMP salvage. Lineage: Eukaryota; Metazoa; Chordata; Actinopteri; Cyprinodontiformes; Rivulidae. The record is from RefSeq and is a predicted model, not a curated record. Gene Ontology annotation, molecular function: AMP deaminase activity.